Molecule: messenger RNA, 1575 nt
Organism: Amborella trichopoda
Lineage: Eukaryota; Viridiplantae; Streptophyta; Magnoliopsida; Amborellales; Amborellaceae
Product: ceramide synthase 1 LOH3
Biological process (GO): ceramide biosynthetic process
Cellular component (GO): endoplasmic reticulum; membrane
Molecular function (GO): sphingosine N-acyltransferase activity
Source: RefSeq, a predicted model, not a curated record
GCCAAUAAAAUGAAACUUUUUUCCUUGAUUGUUGUUCAGAGGAACAGAAGACUCUGUACAUGUCAAUGUUCCCCUCCUCCGCCUUCUCUCUACGUUCCGAUCCACAAUUUAAGCGCUCUCUCUUUCUCUCUCUAAAUCGCUCUAUCUCGCCCCUUCCCCUCCUCUCUCUCUCUCUCUAACAGUCUCUGACUUCAUCUCUUCGGCCCCUAGUAUCUCUCCCUCUAGCAGAGGCAAUGCUUCCAGAGAUGAGUGGCAUAGAAUGGGACAGAGAAACGUAUGCCCAAUAUCAAGACUUUGCGGCGCUUCCUUUACUAGCUCUUUUUUUCCCAUCAAUUAGAUUCUUUCUUGACAGAUUCAUCUUCGGGAAGUUGGGAAAGCGAUUUAUUGUUGGCUCACAAAGAUGUUUGGAUGAUGAAAUUCAUGAAAAGAGAAGGAAGCUCAAGAAAUUCAAAGAAUCGGCUUGGAAAUUCAUAUACUUUCUCUCUGCAGAAAUAUUGGCUUUGGUGGUGACCUAUAGUGAGCCCUGGUUCACAAACAGUAAAUUCUUUUGGGUAGGACCUGGAGAGCAGGUCUGGCCGGACCAAAAAAUAAAAUUGAAGCUGAAGGGGUUGUACAUGUAUGCUGCGGGAUUUUACAUUUAUUCUAUUUUUGCUUUGAUAUUUUGGGAGACAAGGCGGUCUGACUUCGGAGUUUCGAUGGCUCAUCAUGUAGCAACUCUCAUCCUUAUUGUGCUGUCCUAUAUUUUCAGGUUCGCCCGCGUUGGAUCAGUUGUUUUAGCUCUACAUGAUGCUAGUGAUGUGUUUUUGGAAAUUGGUAAGAUGUCUAAGUAUUGUGGUGCUGAAUCAGUUGCAAGCUUUGCGUUCAUUCUUUUUGUAUUAUCGUGGGUCAUACUUCGUCUUGUCUACUACCCAUUGUGGAUUCUCUGGAGCACAAGGAAAGAAAAGCUUAUAGCAGGAGAACCAUCGUAUAAUGCAUUAGAAUUUUGGUGCUUUUCUUUUCAUGGCAGCUAUGAAGUUCUCUUGACCUUGGACAAGGAGAAGCACAAGGUAGAAGGACCCAUAUACUAUUAUGUGUUCAAUUCUUUGCUCUUCUGCCUGCUGGUUCUUCACUUUUAUUGGUGGGUGUUAAUGUACCGGAUGCUUGUAAGACAAAUCGAAGCGAGAGGCCAGCUUGGGGAUGAUGUUAGAUCUGAUUCUGAAGGUGAAGAUAAUCAUGACGACUGAAUGGAUUAGCUCUAUGAUGUGUACGAAUAGAUUGAUGCUGCAAAAUGCAGCCAUCUUCAUUCCUAGACAUGAUUUUGUAAAAGUAGCCGGUGAUUAGAAGAAAAAUGAAAAUUUGAUUCUCUCCCUUUGAUUAUUUUAUGUGAAUGCAAUUUAUUGUAAGGUUGUUGAGGUUGUUUGCUAUGUCUAAGCUUCGGAUAAUUUAUUUAUGAUUAUUUCGUCUGCCCAAGCUCUUACUGCAAUUCUGGGCUUGUAUAAAUAUCCACAAAAAAGACAGUUGGACUGCUCUGGAUAAUCAACAGCAAAUGCAGAAGCUGAACAUUUUACACUAGGGAAUGCAUUUUGGUUUGGCUUU